Orycteropus afer afer is the source of this 1794-nucleotide messenger RNA. RefSeq names its product gigaxonin (gene GAN). The transcript is spliced from 11 exons. Bases 1 to 1794 code for a protein of 597 amino acids. Gene Ontology annotation, molecular function: protein binding. The record is from RefSeq and is a predicted model, not a curated record. Lineage: Eukaryota; Metazoa; Chordata; Mammalia; Tubulidentata; Orycteropodidae. Gene Ontology annotation, biological process: cytoskeleton organization.
AUGGCCGAAGGCAGCGCCGUGUCCGACCCUCAGCACGCCGCGCGCCUGCUGCGAGCGCUCAGCUCUUUCCGCGAGGAGUCCCGCUUUUGCGACGCGCACCUUGUGCUCGACGGGGAGGAGAUACCGGUGCAGAAAAACAUCCUGGCGGCGGCUAGCCCGUACAUCAGGACAAAGUUAAACUAUAAUCCUCCAAAAGAUGAUGGAUCGACUUACAAGAUUGAACUUGAAGGGAUAUCAGUAAUGGUUAUGAGAGAGAUCCUGGAUUACAUCUUCAGUGGGCAGAUCAGGCUAAAUGAAGAUACAAUCCAAGAUGUCGUACAGGCGGCUGACCUGCUCCUGUUAACGGAUCUUAAAGCUCUGUGCUGUGAGUUUUUAGAAGGCUGCAUUGCUGCUGAGAACUGUAUUGGUAUCCGGGACUUUGCUCUCCAUUACUGUCUGCACCAUGUCCACUACCUUGCUACGGAGUACCUGGAAACUCAUUUCCGGGAUGUCAGCAGCACAGAGGAAUUCCUAGAACUGAGUCCUCAAAAGCUUAAAGAAGUGGUUGCUCUUGAGAAGUUAAAUGUUGGCAAUGAAAGAUAUGUAUUUGAAGCAGUAAUUCGAUGGAUAGCACAUGACACAGAAAUAAGAAAGGUCCACAUGAAGGAUGUCAUGUCAGCACUGUGGGUUUCAGGGUUAGACUCCAGUUAUUUACGGGAACAGAUGCUGAAUGAACCAUUAGUACGAGAAAUUGUCAAAGAGUGUAGCAAUAUACCACUCAGCCAGCCACAGCAGGGAGAGGCAAUGCUAGCCAAUUUCAAACCACGUGGUUACUCUGAGUGUAUCGUGACUGUUGGUGGAGAAGAACGAGUUUCACGGAAACCAACAGCAGCAAUGCGAUGCAUGUGCCCUCUUUAUGACCCUAAUAGGCAGCUCUGGAUUGAACUGGCUCCUUUGAGCAUGCCAAGAAUUAACCAUGGAGUUCUCUCGGCAGAAGGAUUUUUGUUUGUAUUCGGGGGCCAAGAUGAAAAUAAGCAGACAUUGAGUUCAGGAGAAAAGUAUGAUCCGGAUUUAAAUACAUGGUCUGCAUUGCCACCAAUGAAUGAGGGAAGACACAACUUUGGGAUUGUGGAGAUAGAUGGGCUGCUGUACAUUUUGGGAGGAGAGGACGGUGAGAAGGAACUGAUUUCCAUGGAGUGUUACGAUAUUUAUUCGAAGACCUGGACAAAGCAACCUGAUUUGACUAUGGUUAGAAAGAUUGGCUGCUACGCAGCUAUGAAAAAGAAAAUCUACGCCAUGGGCGGAGGGUCGUAUGGAAAACUGUUUGAGUCUGUGGAAUGCUAUGAUCCGAGGACCCAGCAAUGGACAGCUAUCUGUCCACUAAAGGAGAGGAGAUUUGGAGCUGUGGCUUGUGGAGUUGCCAUGGAGCUCUACGUAUUUGGGGGCGUCCGGAGUCGUGAGGACAUCCAGGGUAGUGAGAUGGUGACCUGCAAGUCUGAAUUCUACCAUGACGAGUUUAAAAGGUGGAUCUAUCUUAAUGACCAGAAUUUGUGCAUUCCUGCCAGUUCCUCAUUUGUAUAUGGAGCUGUGCCCAUAGGAGCCAGUAUUUAUGUUAUCGGAGAUCUCGAUACAGGUACCAAUUAUGACUACGUGCGAGAAUUUAAAAGAAGCACGGGAACCUGGCACCACACGAAACCACUCCUGCCCUCUGACCUUCGUCGCACAGGUUGCGCAGCCUUACGUAUUGCAAAUUGCAAGCUUUUCCGCCUGCAGCUUCAGCAAGGCUUAUUCCGUAUUCGUGUUCAUUCACCUUGA